Fundulus heteroclitus (mummichog) is the source of this 8882-nucleotide messenger RNA. RefSeq names its product ADAM metallopeptidase with thrombospondin type 1 motif, 9 (gene adamts9). The coding region runs from base 383 to 6205 and encodes 1940 amino acids. The record is from RefSeq and is a predicted model, not a curated record. NCBI's taxonomy places the organism in Eukaryota, Metazoa, Chordata, Actinopteri, Cyprinodontiformes, Fundulidae. Gene Ontology annotation, biological process: proteolysis; extracellular matrix organization. Gene Ontology annotation, molecular function: zinc ion binding; metalloendopeptidase activity. Gene Ontology annotation, cellular component: extracellular matrix. The transcript is spliced from 40 exons.
CCACCCUUAUCUGGGGUGGUAGGCUAUAUAAAGUAAGCGGCUCCUCUACUGCACCAGAGUAGUACCUUUGCUGAUUUGAUCCCGCCCCUACGCUGGGGAGAGAGUUAACGGACACAACGGAGCCCAUCGCCAGCGGACUGCUCGAGCUGAAGCCCACCCCUCUCUCCCUUUGCAGUAUGCAUGUUCACCAGGGAGUCCGCGAAGCGCUCACGUCCCAGCUCUGCACUCCUUCACCGGCCAGACACCACCAGCCCAGCCAGAGCGGACGAUAGACGUGGAUGCGGCGGCAGAAAGGCGGAGAGCCCGGAGCGAGCGCAGGAAUACGCGGAGUCACCAACGGGACUACAAGGCUGGCCGUCUCUCUCCUCUGAACGUGGACAACAUGCAUGUGCUCCUCUGGGGCUUGGGGUUCCUACUAUUCCCUGAUCUCUUGAAUGCAGUCGCAUCCACAGCGAGAUUACUCCGGAGAUCAAGCACAGUACCAGAGGAGCUGGCCGUUUACGAGAUUGUGACACCGGUGCGAGUGAAUGAAGCCGGUGACAAGCUUCCAGCCGGUGCACACUUCAAAAGGAAGAGACGGAGUUUGGACGAGGGCACCGGCAACACUGCGGAUCACUGGGCCGCAGCAAACAUCCACUAUAGGAUAUCUGCUUUCGGGAAGAACUAUCACCUCAACCUCACGCUGGAUUCGGGAUUUAUUGCACCCGUUUACACUGUGACGAUACUCGGGGCGCCCCAAGGAGAUAACGGCACCGCUUUUGCAACAGAUGCGGAAAGGGAGGAGGAAGAGAAGGAGGAGGAGGAGGAGGACACGGAGUUAAGGCACUGCUUCUAUAGAGGACAUGUGAAUGCCCAUGCACAACACGCCGCAGUCAUCAGUCUGUGCUCCGGACUGUUUGGCACUUUCAGGUCUCCGGAGGGGGAAUAUUUUGUGGAGCCCCUGCACAGCUACCAAGGGGAACACUAUGAAGAGGAACACACAAAACCUCAUAUUGUAUACAGGAAACUUUCAUCCGGGAAUCACACAUCCGAAGAGACCUCAGCUUGUGACACUUCAGGACACAAACACAGGCAUAAGAGGCAGAGGGCGAGGAGAAGGCCAGCCCCCGUUCCAAGUGCUGCCCCUCUGGUCGGCGCUGGUAUACUCGACGACCUGGGGUCACUGAGCGCCAGCCUGGCCAGCAGCGCUUGGCUCAGAUCAGAGAACGGCGUUGCCGGCAGCAGACCGUCAAAUGAUAGCAGCGGUGACUCAGGACCUCACAGGAGAUCAAAGCGCUUCCUCUCCUACCCGCGCUUUGUUGAAGUCAUGCUGGUCGCCGACAGCAAAAUGGUGGAGCAUCACGGCAGCAACCUGCAGCACUACAUACUCACAUUGAUGUCUAUAGUCUCCUCCAUCUACAAGGACCCAAGCAUUGGCAACCUGAUUAAUAUCGUGAUUGUUAAGUUAGUGAUAAUCAACAACGAGUUGGACGGGCCAGCUAUUUCAUUUAACGCACAGACCACUUUAAAGAACUUCUGCAUCUGGCAGCAGAGCCAGAACAUCCUAGACGAUAACCACCCCUCCCAUCACGACACCGCCAUCCUUAUCACCAGGCAAGACAUCUGCAGGGCGAGGGAUAAGUGUGACACGCUAGGGCUCGCAGAGUUGGGGACGGUGUGUGAUCCAUACAGGAGCUGCAGCAUCAGUGAGGACAAUGGGCUCAGCACUGCCUUCACCAUCGCCCAUGAACUGGGCCACGUGUUUAACAUGCCUCAUGAUGACAGCAACAAGUGUAAGGAGGACGGAGUGAAGUCGCAGCAGCAUGUCAUGGCUCCCACGCUCAAUUACAACACAAACCCUUGGAUGUGGUCCAAGUGUAGCAGGAAGUACAUCACAGAGUUCCUCGACACAGGAUAUGGUGAGUGCUUGCUCGACGAGCCCGUUUCUAGGCCUUACAGUCUCUCGCAGCAGCUGCCCGGGCGGAUAUACAGUGUCAAUAGACAGUGCGAACUGAUAUUUGGGCCGGGAACACAGGUGUGCCCUUAUAUGACUCAGUGUCGGAGGCUGUGGUGCACGAGUCCAGAGGGCGCCCAGCGGGGCUGCAGGACGCAGCACAUGCCCUGGGCUGACGGCACCGACUGCGCACCUGGAAAGCACUGCAAGCACGGCCUGUGCAUUCCUAAAGAGUAUGAUUCCAUGCCUGUGGACGGAGCGUGGGGGGUUUGGAGUCCUUUCGGUACAUGUUCUCGAACAUGCAGCGGCGGCAUAAAGAUUGCGAUGCGCGAAUGCAACCGACCAGUGCCCCGGAGCGGAGGGAUGUACUGCGUCGGUCGGCGGAUGAAGUUUCGUUCUUGCAACUCCGAGCCGUGCUCUAAGAAAAAGAAGGACUUCAGGGAGGAACAGUGCGCUGUUUUCGAUGGAAAGCACUUCAACAUCAACGGUCUACCUCCUAAUGUCCGCUGGGUUCCCAAAUACAGCGGAAUUCUGAUGAAGGACAGAUGUAAGCUGUUCUGCAGGGUGGCGGGCAGCACUGCCUACUAUCAGCUCAGGGACAGGGUCAUCGAUGGCACGCCAUGCGGACCCGAUACCAACGACAUCUGUGUCCAGGGCCUGUGCAGGCAAGCAGGCUGUGAUCAUGUUCUGAACUCUAAAGCCAGGAGAGAUAAGUGCGGUGUCUGCGGAGGUGAUAACUCUUCCUGCAAGCCUGUGGCAUCAGUCUUCAACACUGUGCGCUACGGCUAUAAUGAAGUUGUGCGAAUACCCAGCGGUUCUACAAAUAUAGAUGUGCGUCAGCAUAGCUACUCAGGGAAGCCGGAGGACGACAACUACCUCGCGAUAUCAAACAGCCGUGGAGAAUUCCUGCUCAACGGAGAGUUUGUAGUGAGUAUGUUCAAAAGGGAAAUCAAAGUGGGGGAUGCCGUCAUCGAGUACAGCGGCUCUGACCAUGUGAUCGAGAGGAUCAACUGCACCGACCGCAUCGAAGAGGAGAUUGUCAUCCAGGUGCUCUCUGUUGGAAACCUUUACAAGCCAGAAGUCAGGUACUCCUUCAAUAUCCCCAUAGAGGAUAAGCCUCAGCAGUUCUUCUGGGACGCUUAUGGGCCCUGGCAGGAGUGCAGUCGCCUGUGCCAAGGAGAGCGCAAGCGUAAGAUCCUCUGCAACCGAGAGUCUGACAGGGUGGUGGUGUCGGACCAGCGGUGCCACAGUGCAGCUCGGCCUGCCGUCAUCACUGAGCCCUGCAACACAGAGUGCGAACUCAGAUGGCACGUGGCCCGUAAAAGCGAGUGCACAGCCCAGUGCGGCGUCGGAUAUCGCACUCUGGAAAUAUACUGCGCCAAAAUCAGUCACUCCGAGUCCAAGGUACUGAAAGUUGAUGAGCGGUACUGCAGUGGGCAACACAAACCUGACGACAGGGAAAGUUGCCAUGGAGACUGUAACCCUGGUGGCUGGGAUUACUCGCCCUGGUCAGAGUGCUCGAAGAGCUGCGGGGGCGGCACCCGCCGUCGAGGGGCCGUGUGUCGGAAGGCGUCUGAGGGUGGCGACGACGAGAGCAAAUGCAGUCAAAGGGAUAAACUAACCGUCCAACCCUGCAACGAUUUCCUCUGUCCACAGUGGGAGACCGGUGACUGGUCUGAGUGCCUCGUAACGUGCGGGAAAGGCUACAGGCACCGUCAGUUGUGGUGCCAGUUCGGCGAGGACCGCCUGGACGACCGUUUCUGCGGCGCGUCCAAACCUGAGUCGGUGCAGACGUGCCAGCAACAAGAGUGCGCCUCUUGGCAAGUUGGACCGUGGGGACAGUGCACUACCUCCUGUGGGCCAGGCUACCAGAUGCGAGCGGUGAAGUGUGUGGUGGGCUCCUACGGUGCUGUCAUGGACGACACUGAAUGUAAUGCUGCCACGCGACCCACUGAUACGCAGGACUGUGAAGUGGCCCAGUGUCACUCUGUUCCCCCAGGAACUAAAGUCCCCUCUCACCAGGGCCACAGAACCCAGUGGAGGUUUGGUUCCUGGACUCAGUGUAGUGCCAGCUGUGGCAAGGGCACACGGAUGCGCUAUGUGAGUUGCCGUGACAACCAGGGUGGCGUGGCAGAAGAGUCGGCGUGCGCUCACCUACCAAAACCACCUGCCAGGGAAGUGUGCUCAGUUGUAGCCUGUGGACAGUGGAAGGUGCUGGAAUGGACAGUGUGCUCUGUGACAUGUGGGCAGGGGAAGACGACACGACAGGUGUUGUGCGUCAGUUUUAGCGACCAAGAAAUGAGUGCUAGUGAGUGUGAUCCAGAUGAUCGUCCAGCCACAGAGCAGGACUGUGCCAUGUCUCAGUGCCCGUCCCGUUCCAGCGAGACCCGACCUCAGCCGUUCUCACCGAACACCAUCACCAGGAGCAGCGUGGACCGUAGCCACUCUCACCAAUGGCGCACUGGACCCUGGGGCGCGUGCUCCAGCACAUGUGCAGGAGGCUUCCAACGACGAGUAGUAGUGUGCCAAGAUGAGAACGGUUACCCUGCCAACAGCUGUGAGGACCGCAGCCGACCCAGUGAGCAACGAUCCUGUGAGUCAGGCCCGUGUCCUCAAUGGGUCUACGGCAACUGGGGAGAGUGCACUAAGCCAUGUGGAGGUGGGAUUAAGACAAGGUUGGUGGUGUGCCAGCGUCCCAACGGUGAGCGUUUCAACGAUCUGAGCUGCGAGAUCCAUGACAAGCCACCAGAUCGGGAGCAGUGCAAUAAUCAGCCGUGUCCUGCUAGCCCUCACUGGAGCACAGACCCAUGGAGCUCGUGCUCAGCCUCCUGUGGAAGAGGGGUCAAAACCCGUAAGGUGAGCUGCGUGAACGGAUCCGGCCGCCCCAUCCCGGAGGAAAGCUGCCGCCAGUCUUCGCCCAAACCCAGCAGGCAGAGGCGAUGCCGAGGUGGAAGAUGCCCCAAGUGGAAGACUGGCAACUGGGGAGAGUGUUCAGCCUCAUGCGGGGACGGAGUCCAGCAGCGGGAGGUUUUCUGCCAGGUUGGGGACCGGCGCAGCCCCUCGGAGACCGGCUGUGUCCAGCGCUCCCGUCCCGCGUCCAGCCAGAGCUGCCGCGUUGCAGACUGUCCCUCUCGGUACCGGUGGAGAGAAGGGGACUGGCAGGCGUGCAGUAAGUCCUGCGGAUCGGGCAAUCGAAGGCGAGCAUUGCAGUGUGUCGAUUACAAUCAGCAUGAGGUUCAUGAAAUGUACUGCGUGAACCAGAUCAGACCGCCAGACAUAGAGAGCUGCAACGCACAGGCUUGUGAACUAAUCUGGAUCACCGGGGAAUGGACCGAGUGCUCAGUGAGCUGUGGUCAGGGCUACCGUCAGCGUCUCAUCUCCUGCAGUGAAGUGCAUGUGGAAAAUGACAACUACGAAUACGGCCCUCAGUCUUUGUCCAACUGCCCAGGAGCCCCCCCAGAGAGCUUCACACCCUGUAAUCUGGGCCCAUGCCCACCUCCACAAGAGUGGAGGGCUGGAAUCUGGGGACCGUGUUCUGUAAGCUGUGGGGAUGGAGUGGUGGAGAGGAUAGUGCAGUGUCUGUCACCAGAUGGACAAGAAAGCAACAGAUGUCCUCCAGAUGCAGAGCCUGACUCCAGAAAAGUCUGCAGUAAUCCUAGCUGCAAUUUGCCUUCUAGUUGUCUUGACAUCCAGAGCACGAAUGGUCCCAUCCCCGACAGUGAACACUUCCUCAGUGUUCAAGGAAAAGCUCUCAAGGUCUAUUGUGCAGGAAUGCAGACAGAGGCUCCACAGGAGUACAUCACCUUAACGACCGGCGAAGAGGAGAAUUUCUCUGAGAUCUUUGGCUUCAGGCUCAAUGACCCCACUCAAUGUCCUGCCAAUGGCUCUAGCAGAGAGGACUGUGACUGUCGAAGAGACUACACUGCCGCAGGCGUGACCACCUUCUCUAAGGUCCGCCUGGACCUGAGAAGGAUGAACAUCAUCACCACAGAUUGGCGGUUUGCUUUCACCCGCGACGGCAAGAGUGUCCCGUUUGCUACAGCUGGAGACUGCUACAGUCUGGCCAACUGUCCACAGGGACGGUUUAGGAUCAACUUAUCAGGAACAGGUUUGAAGGUGGCUGAGGACACUUCAUGGAUCUCUCAGGGAAACUAUGCCGUGACUCGUAUCCAGAAAUCACAGGAUGGCAGCAGAGUGACAGGGAUCUGUGGAGGCUACUGUGGAAAAUGUGCACCAUCCUCUGGUGACACUCUGCCUGUAACAGCCGAAUAGAUCUCCAGCUACAAAACACAUGCAGAAGCGCUGUGUGUAGUCGUCUUCAGGUGCUCAUUCCACGACCUUAAUCCUCAUCAACGGUGCUGCAGCCUACCCGGAUCUCAAACCCAUCCUUCACGUCACCUCUUUGACUCGUUGUGUGUGUGUAUAGUGUAAAUUAUUCUGCUGUAAGUACUGUAUAUAGACUGAUCAAAUCUCUUAUUUAUUCUCCUUGCCAUUUAUUUUUCUAUUGUAAAAUAAUUUUAAAGGUUUUCGUUGUCAAAAGCUGCCGCUAUAUACAUGUAUGCCAAUAAUGCAGUUUUUUGUCGGAUUUGCCUUCCGCAUUUUAUGCUUUAUAUUUAACUUUGAAGUCACCAGGCAGUGCAACUAUAUGUGUGUGUGUGUGUUGGUUUUAUCUCCAGUAAGUCUGAUAAUCUCGCUGUGGUUGUUAUCAGACCGCUUGUUCUCAUAAAGUCUCCAUUUUUUGGGUUUUCUUUUGAAAAGAAAAAUCAAUAACUCCUCAAGCAGCAGCAUUUACAGAUACAAGCAUUAUAUAAUGUUUACUACUGGACCUUAGCAGGGCGUGCUGCAGGUCUUGCAGUAAGUUGAUGCAACUCUGGGUGCUUCCACUUACUGAGCCGCUCUGCUCCUUGGUAAACUCCGUGUUUAAUUUGCCUGCCUUACAUGAACAAUCCCUCUCAUUUUUCUUAGGAUGUGCUGCAUUUGAGACUGAUCAGAUCUGAAAUCUGAAGCCAACUGGACUGUGUUCAGCCAGCUGAACUCAGCCAUUAACACUGGCUGUACUUAUUUUGAGGCAGGAGAGAGGAGGUUGGAGGUUCAUUAAGUGGAGACUAACAGGGUCGGCUGAAGGAGAGAAAUAAAAGACGUUUCUGCCGUGCAGCUGUGGGCCUCUGGCAGUCUGACUUCUACAGCAUGUUAACACUGGAGGAACAAAUAAACCUGCAUGAUAAAAUUAUAUGAGGCAUAUCAGUGCUUAAAGCAUAUUCAUACUCCUUGAACCUUUUGCCAUUUAGCCAGGUUGCAACUAGAACUGCAUGUAUUCCAUUGAGAUUUCAAAUGAGAUACCAACACAAAGAUGUAUGGGAUGGUUUUCACAUUUUUUUUAUAAACAGAACUGUGAGCAGUGUGGCCUGCCAACACCGCGAUGCUGCCGCCACCAUGUGUCACCACUCACUCGGUGGUGUGUUAGUUACCUGUAAGGUACAAGUUGCCGUGUUCCUUACAGACAAAGGGAAUUCUUUUCGCUUUCCUCAAAAAAACGUCUCAACCUGGACUCCGGUUACAAAAGAUUUUUUUUUUUUUAAAUAAAAGGAGUCGCACCUUUCAGAACAUUUUGCAGACAAUCUAGAAGGAUAAAUUUUCUUCUACCUCACAACCAAGAACCACUUUGUGUUGGUUCGUCACAUAGAAAUCUGAAUAAAACGCCAUUUAAGGUUGUAGUUGUAAUGGAAAAAUGGGAAAAAGUUCAAGGUUGUGAAUGCUUUUGCGGGGCACCGUGUCUCUGUUAAGUCAUAUAAAAGACGCAUUACAGGAUUAUAAUGAUUAAGAGAACAGCAGAGUUUAAAAUGGCACACAUCAAAGAGCGCUACAUUCCUCUGUGUUCCAACUUACCUCUCAGCGAGUGUGCACAACCAGAGAGAGCUGUUAGCCUUUAGUGCUUUUUUUUUUUUUUUUUUUUUUUUACCCGUCAGGGAAUCUUAUCUGGCCUUUCUUGGAACAAUAAAAGAAAAAAGACUUCACCUCAAGCCAAAUAAGAUUCCACAGAUACUCUGGAGAUGUAAUGCAAAGGGAGGGGUGGGGGGGGGGGGGGACCCUGGAGACGAGUCCGUCUGCUGAAUUCACAGGCCCUGCAUCGUGUGUUCUGUCCAAACGCUGCUUGUGCUUCCUGUACCUCACAUUCUUUUCUCCGUCUGAAUCUGUCCAAGCUGCAUGUCACUCGCCUGAGCUUUCCGCUCUGUUGUUUUAUAUGAAGAAAUCAGGGUACUUUACACUUGGUGCAGGUUUUUUUUGCUCCUUUCUAGCCACUGUCGUACGUUGCAAUGCUCUGCGAAGAUGUUAGAAAAUGUCCAGACGAAAACAUGUGGAUCCUCCACAACUGACAAAAAGCCAUUUUGUUACUGUCGUGAGCCAUCGUGCGCGGUGCUAUUUCAGUGCCUUAUGUGUGCACACUCCAGCCAAAGGAAAUUCACUACAGCCAAUCUUUAAGCAGUAAAGACGCGGUGGAGAGACCAGCUUGUGUUUUACUGAUAGUCAAAACUGACAAAUGCACUUCCAGUCGUCAGAAUGCAGUCCAAUCGGGUUCUCAGGUGUCACAAUGAAGGGAUUCUUUUUAUUUAACUGUGUUUGCCUUAUUUUAAAAAAUUACAUUUAACGUUUGUUUACCAGGUAUACAGAUUAUGUAUUGUUGCUUUUAACGUUGUAAAAAAAACGCCUUAAAUCUUUUUUUUUUUUUAUGUGAAAGUAUUUAUUGUACCAGUGUAUGUGAUUGUACAUAAACCCUGUCUAUGAACGAUUACCGAGGAGUGUUGCCAUAAAAUGACAGUUAUUUAUAUUUCAGCCAUAUCGGCAUAAAACGUACGAGCAGAAUUUGUCUGCGUCGCGCUAAAACGGUGAUUUAUGUAUGAAGGCAGAAGAAUCAACCAUCGGAUUGUAAUAAAAUGCCUGACGUGCACCA